AUGGGAUCGGGUAUCGUUGACAAACGCAAUCAAACUUUUGAAGACUACAAUGCUAGCUCGUGGAAGGAAGGUGCAGCACGAGGCCAUAGUGUGGACAACACAUGUGGUCGUUGUCUCACUGGAGUUGGUGUCAAACUGUACCCACAACAGUUGCAUGGGCGGCGCCGUGACACAGAUGUAGCUAGUUUGAAUGAUUUGAAAUCACCCGUGGGCGGUAAGUGA
Molecule: messenger RNA, 222 nt
Organism: Echinostoma caproni
Lineage: Eukaryota; Metazoa; Platyhelminthes; Trematoda; Plagiorchiida; Echinostomatidae
Source: the annotation of a GenBank genome assembly